AUGAAUCAAGAAGGGAGAGAAUUACAACACAUGAGACCAGUCAACGCUGAUGGAAAUCCCGUUGUAGCAGAUGUCGAUCAAGGGGAUGCCAAUGAAGUUCGGAGGUCUUGGAUAAAGCGUUUCUUCGACUGGGUUCGUGGGCGUCCACAAAGAAACGCUAAUGGUAAUGCCAAUGAUGCAGAAAAUAAUCAAAAUGGAAAUGCCAAUGCACAGCAGCCUGUAGCAGCUCAGAAAUCUUGGAUAAAGCGUUUCUUCGACUGGGUUCGUGGGCGUCCACAAAGAAACGCUAAUGGUAAUGCCAAUGAUGCAGAAAAUAAUCAAAAUGGAAAUGCCAAUGCACAGCAGCCUGUAGCAGCUCGGAAAUCUUGGAUAAAGCGUUUCUUCGACUGGGUUCGUGGGCGUCCACAAAGAAACGCUAAUGGUAAUGCCAAUGAUGAAGAAGCAGCUUUUGUGGAUGUGGAAGUUAAAAUCCAUGGAGAGAUACUUGACUUCAAGUACAAACGUAUGCAAAUUAUCUGGAACUCUCAUUUAAACUCCAUGUUGACCAAGAAUUCGAAAUUUAAAGAAAACUUUUUGAUCAUGACCAAGGACUUCCAUACUACGGUGUUUGAUAGCGUUGGAAAGCUUGUAUCAGACCACAAAACUAUCAUGAACGGAGCUCAGGCUAUGGCAAAGGGAGAACCAGACUUAGAUUUGCGGCCAGAAAGUUUGAUCGAUAAUUAUUUCGAAGUCAGGAAUAGAAUUAACUUUUUCGGGACUAUUGAAUUUGAUUCGCCCGACGCGUCAUUGAAGGAUAGUUGCAACAAGGUAAGGGAUAAGAUUCUCGCAGAGUUCAACGAAGAUACUCAACUGCUUGUGUACUAUCUCGAGCUUGUACCGCUCAUGUGGGAAAUGGCUAAACAGGCACGAACGUUGUAUUUGGGGCUUGCCUUCCAGAUAACGGGAGCUUUUCUCGGGCUCUUAGCCUUUGUGCCACCACUUGUUGACGCAAUAGAGGUGAAAGAAUUAGCAGCUCCAACCGUUGUUUCUGCGACACCCAUAUUUCAAAGCUUGCAAUACAUUGCCCAGGACCCCACUUUUCAGAAACACUUUGUCGUUCCAUGGGAGCUUUGGUCAUCUCUGCUGAAAUUUAAGUUAUGCUUCUGCUCAGUUUGCAUAUUGAUGCUCAUAAUCUGGUUAGUUUCAAUUUUCGUCAUACCCAACUAUUUUCGGUGGCUCAACAAUUCCCCCUAUAGGGGAAAACGGAGAGCUUUCAAAAGGCGGGGAGAAAUUAGAAAAACUAUUGGGGUCGCUUGGCCAUCCGACAUCUCCGAAAAUGAUUUUAAGCGAGUUUCAACUGUCGAUGACGAGCUGCCCAAACUUGAACAUGGGUCGGAUGAAGAAGAAGUCUUCGAAAGGAGAGCUGCAAAAAAACAAAUCAACAUUUGCACAGUCAAGAUACCCGUCGAACAUAUUAUUGUGGAUCCUCCGGUUGUUGCUAUAGGCCGGAGGUUACAACAAGAGGAACGACAGGCAGCUUAA
Australozyma saopauloensis is the source of this 1521-nucleotide messenger RNA. RefSeq lists its product as uncharacterized. The record is from RefSeq and is a predicted model, not a curated record. Bases 1 to 1521 code for a protein of 506 amino acids. Lineage: Eukaryota; Fungi; Ascomycota; Pichiomycetes; Serinales; Metschnikowiaceae. The transcript has a single exon.